Thyridium curvatum is the source of this 1413-nucleotide messenger RNA. RefSeq lists its product as uncharacterized. Lineage: Eukaryota; Fungi; Ascomycota; Sordariomycetes; Thyridiales; Thyridiaceae. The transcript has 5 exons. The record is from RefSeq and is a predicted model, not a curated record. Gene Ontology annotation, molecular function: catalytic activity. Bases 1 to 1413 code for a protein of 470 amino acids.
AUGAGCGGCUCAAUGAAUCUCACCGUGCGAGCUCAGAGGAUUCUUGCGACGAGCUGGACAAGGCAACAAACCACCGGCAGACACGCCGCCGGUCGCAUUCAUGUCUCCGCAAGUCCGAGGUCAUGGCAGCGCCGCUCCAUGGCGAGCUCGGCUCCCAUCCCGGCCGCUCCCGGCUCUCUACCGCUCGACGGAUAUCGUGUCCUUGACAUGACCAGGGUUCUCGCCGGACCAUACUGCACUCAGAUCUUGGGCGAUCUCGGAGCCGAGGUCAUCAAGAUCGAGCAUCCUACCCGCGGCGACGAUACCAGAGCAUGGGGUCCCCCAUAUGCUCCGUACACCGCAGAUUCGGAUCUCGAAGGUCCUGGAGAAGCCGCCUAUUUCCUUGGGGCCAAUCGCAAUAAAAAGUCCAUUGGUCUGUCCUUCCAAGACCCUGCUGGGGUUGACAUCCUGCACAAACUCGCCGCCAAAUGCGACAUUCUAGUCGAGAAUUACCUUCCUGGCACUCUCAAAAAGUACGGAAUGGACUUUGAGACGGUACAUAAGAUUAACCCGGCCCUGAUCUACGCUUCUAUCACCGGCUACGGCCAGACUGGGCCGUAUUCUGACCGCGCAGGCUACGACGUCAUGGUCGAAGCCGAGUUUGGCUUGAUGCACAUCACCGGCAACCGAGACGGUCCUCCGGUCAAGGUAGGCGUUGCAGUGACGGACUUGACGACCGGACUCUACACGAGUAAUAGCAUCAUGGCCGCUCUGCUAGCUCGCGCAAAGACCGGCAAGGGCCAGCACCUCGAUGUAGCGCUGAGCGACUGCCAGACGGCUACGCUUGCCAACAUCGCCAGCAGCUGCCUGAUCAGCGGGGAGAAGGAUAGCGGACGGUGGGGAACUGCGCAUCUCCAUGCGGUUUCAGCUUCCAUCGUGCCAUACAAAUCUUUCAAGACCAAGGAUGGGGAUAUCCUCCUGGGAGGAGGCAACGACCGCCUCUUCGGCAUUCUCUGCGACGGUAUCGGGAAGCCAGAGUGGAAAGAGGACCCCAAGUUCAAGAUCAAUGCCCAGCGCGUCGCCAACCGAAACGAGCUCGAGAGCAUGAUCGAGGAUAUCACCUCGCAGAAGACCACGCAGGAAUGGCUCGACAUCUACGAGGGCAAAGGGAUGCCCUACGCGGCCGUCAACGAUGUGCAGGCCACGCUUAAUCACGCGCACACCAAAGCUAGAAACAUGGUGGUCGAGGUCGAGCAUGGCGAGUGCGGACCCAUGAAGCUGGUCAACACACCCGUCAAGUAUUCCCACAGCACGCCCGGUGUGCGGACGCCGCCGCCGACACUCGGGCAGCACACGGAUGAGAUUCUGAGGGAGCAUCUUGGAUUCGACGAGGACAGGAUACGAGGUCUAAAAAGCAAGGGCGUCGUGAGGUAG